AUGGUAAUGGGGUUAAUUGAUGUGAAUUAUUUUUGCAGAAUAUGUCUUCGAGGAUAACCCAGAUAGCAGCAAGUUGGAGGAGCAGAUGAGGGGAGAUGGACCACCAGUAGUCUUUGCUGUUCACAAGAAUCUAACAGUCCUUGUCAAGAUGGUAAAACUUGAAUGUUGUGUGGGGGUGGAGGUCUGGAACAUUGCCACCCGUGGUCUAUGCACGGUUGGUCAGGAGGAGAUGGUUGUGCUUCUGGAAGUAGCUCCAGGAGAGGCUCACCCCCCGAGGGACAUUUUUGCCUUCUUCCACACUGUCUAUCAGCAGGCUAAUCAAGGGAACUUGGUAACUGAACUAGGACAUACCAUAUUUACUGAACCAGAAGGAUUUUUAGGGUCUCGGGAACAUGGUGGUUUCCUGUACAUACGACCCACAUUCCAGUGCCUGCGCAACCUUGUGUUGCCACCUUCUCCAUAUAUAUUUGCCGUCCUUAUUCAGAAGUGGGAGACACCUUGGGCUAAAGUUUUCCCACUGCGUUUGAUGCUGCGUAUGGGAGCUGAAUUCCGAUACUAUCCUUGUCCUCUUGUGUCAACUCGCAACAGAAAGCCAGUCUUUUGUGAGAUUGGACACACAAUCAUGAAUCUGUUAGUGGAUUUCCGAAAUUAUGCCUACACAGUUCCUGCAAUUGAAGGCUUUGUUAUCCAUAUGGAAGACAAGAAGACCAGCCUGCUAUUUCCAAAGAAUAGAUACGAACAGGUGGCCAAAGCUUUAAGUAACAGCAAUGACCAUGUUCUUGCUCUGGGGGCCAACUUCAGUCCACAAGCAGACUCACAUUUAGUCACUAUAGAAAAUGAUGACGGACACUAUUCCACUCAAGCCAUCAAUAUACAUAACCGACCACGGAAAGUGACUGGAGCAAGCUUCAUUGUGUUUAACGGAGCACUGAAAACCACAUCUGGCCUGUCUGCCAAAUCCUCCAUUGUAGAAGAUGGCCUGAUGGUUCAGAUACCAGCUGAUAUGAUGACAAAGCUGCGUGAGGCUUUGCGUAAUAUGAAGAAUUUUGAUAUCCCAUGUGGCCCCAUCUCAACCAGUAUGCCAGAUGAGGUUGUGUCCAUUGAGUGGACUAGUGAUGACAAAAACUUCAAUGUUGGAAGUAAAGGCAUUGUUAAUCCCCUCUACAGCAUCAAGAGCCCAGUGGAUGAGAAACAGAUGGAUGGCAUCCCUUCUGUUAAGAUUCAUUCGGGCACAGACUAUGUUAGUAAUGCUCACUUGAUAAGAUGGACGGAAGUUUUUAUCAUGCAGGGUGAAACCAACAACAGUAGUGAUGUAAAUUUGAGUCGUCUCUCAGAAGUCUUAGCAAGAGCCUUUUGUGUGGCAUUAACGCCACACCUGUCAGACCUGUAUUUAAAUGGACACUCGCGGCUUGGAUUACGGGCCACAGUCCAUCAAGACAAUGUCGGCUAUGAAGCAGGGAGCAGCGGGAACAGACUGCCAGCUGCGUGUAUGAAUGACCUCGACAUGGAGCUGAUUCCUGUAAUCCACAGAGCUGCAGCCAAUAUUACAGACCAACCCAUUAUACUGGAGCUUGUAUUUCACAUUAUGGAGCAGUGAUGUCCCCCCAAGCACUUUCUGUUGAGGAGGAAGGAAAUAUGCACGAAAAUAAGUAAUGUAAAGUACUUAUUGCAGCCUUAGUGGCUAGAGUAGAUAUUCAGCAGGUCUGGCAUUGGUAUUUGCAUUCUAUAGUAGUUGGUCAAAGUGAAGAAGUGCAGACAUUUCAUAUUUGAAUUUGCUGUAAUAUUUCACAGUAUGUAUGAUUACAUAUCUAUUUAUUUGUAUGAUUUUUAUUUUGAAUAUUACUGAUGUGAAUUUUCAUAUUUCUCUUUAUUUUAUUAUUUAUUACCUAUAUCCAUAAUUAUUUGCAUUAGCACGGGAUCAGUGUUGACAUGAGCAUCAUUGUAAUGGUAAUUAUCUCAACCACUGAUAAUAUUAGUAAUGUAGAAGUGUGCACCUGUGAGACGUAUCAGGCAAAAAGGGUGCAAUUCUCUCAGAUGUUAUUUGUGGCAGUCACAUUUAAGGUCUCUAUUAAUUUUCAUUCUUGCCUGUGUUGUUUAGAAUAUCCCCCUAAUUUCCAAACCUUUCAUGUUUUGAUCAGCCUAAUCAGAAAUUAAAUUAGAAAAAAAGAUUCUCCAAAAUGUAAUUUUAUAUUCUCUAAAUUUGUCAUAAAAUUCUGUCAAGAAUUUUGUCAAUAAAGCAUAUGAAUGUAA
Messenger RNA from Penaeus vannamei (Pacific white shrimp), 2250 nucleotides. The record is from RefSeq and is a predicted model, not a curated record. Lineage: Eukaryota; Metazoa; Arthropoda; Malacostraca; Decapoda; Penaeidae.